Trichoderma citrinoviride is the source of this 933-nucleotide messenger RNA. RefSeq lists its product as hypothetical. NCBI's taxonomy places the organism in Eukaryota, Fungi, Ascomycota, Sordariomycetes, Hypocreales, Hypocreaceae. The transcript is spliced from 5 exons. The record is from RefSeq and is a predicted model, not a curated record. Bases 1 to 933 code for a protein of 310 amino acids.
AUGGCGCUUGCUGCAAUUAUCAACCCGGUUGAUACAUCGGAAGCUUUGCUCUUCUACUAUGAGAAGAACGAUGACAUUUACUCACUGGCUGUGCGCCAUUCUUCCGUCUCUGGUGGUCGAGACCAGCUCUUUGUCAACCGCAACACCAUUGGAUCUCGCGUCAAGGCUCCUCCCUCAGACCUUGCCGUGACCAGCUUCCUAGGCCUGACUCGAGUUUUCGGCAUCGCCAAGAUCCCCAAGGUCGUCAAGUCCGCAGAUCCCGAUAUUGCAGUCAUUUCUCAGCUCAGCCCUGUCGUCAAUCCCAUUGACAAAGCGAGUGUGGACAAUGUCCAGCCCGGAGAUUACUCCGCUGUCACGGCUUGUGGAAACGUGACCAACACUGGUUAUGUGUCCUUUUUGAAGGAGAUUGGCGGCGUCGUUCAAUUGAUCAACUACACUCUGAACAAGUCGGCGUCACCCACUAACAAGGCCGUGGACGUUACCGCCGCUGGCUACUCUAAGCUGGCCAGUAUCACCGUCAAGGGCAAGCCUUGGGUCUUUUUCCAGAACAAGUCUGGGCAGUAUCUGUACUACCACAACAUUUUGGCAGGCGAGACUCUGAAAAUCCCUACCACGGGAAUGGCAGAGAAGGGAACUCACCUGGCUGUCGCCCAGACCCCCGACGAGUCCAUGCUCUUCCUGUACUACCGCAACCAAGAUGGCAACAUUGCUAGGACCUGGCUUUACAACAACAAGUGGUCUCCCGAAGAGGUUGCUGCGGAGGAUGCCAUGGACGACGACUCGGCCAUUGCUCUGGUCGUCCACGACAAGAACCUCCACAUCUACUUCUGGAACGAUGGUGACAUUAUCCACGACGUCAACGAUCUUCCCGAUGACAGCCAGCUCAGCGUCAGCCACAUCAAUGGCCUCUAUGCUUUGCCGCAUAGUGAGUAA